AUGACUGAGGUAUUAGAGAUAGCUGUUGAAGAAGAGAUGAAGUCCAGUAACGCUGUACUCAAACACACUCUUACUUUGCUUUCCUUCUGUGCAGCACAGCCAUUGAGUCUUGAGAUAGCAGUCAAUUACAUUCGAAACGUAGAGGUAGAUAUGCAAGAUGAAGAUGACAUUAGGAUGAAGAUUCGAAGAUGCCCUCUGUUGCUGUUCGACGAAAAUGAGAGUGGUGUGUAUAUUAGAGUACAUCAGGUUACGCACGAUGCCGUCAGCAAAGUUGUUGGGAGAAAUACUCAGGAACGUGAAGUAGUAGUCUUGAAAGCGAUCGUUAAGGCACUGUUCCAGUUUGUGGAAGAUUAUAAACUAAUUGAUCCAAAUGACUUGAAUUCAGUUGGUAAAGGAACGGGUACCGUUCCUCAUUUACGAACGUUAGGAAGAACAAUUAGACAGACCUAUUCCAAGGAAACUGUAUCUGAAGUUGCAGAAAACGAUAUCUUCCAUACGUCUUCUACGUUGUUCUUCAACAAACUUGCGAAAACUUGCAAUAAGUAUUGCACGUUCGCCGAGGCAAAAGAAUAUUACGAGCUGUCGUUUCGCAUCCAGGUAAAAGCCCUCGGACCUGAGCAUGUUGAUCUUGCAAGCACGUAUAACAACCUUGGAUGUGUGCACAUCAAGCUAGGUGAGCUGAGUCAGGCAAAAGAGUUUUUUGAUCGCGCACUGGCCAUUCGUCUAAAAAAACUCGGACCUGACCAUGUCGGUGUCGCACGGACGUACGGUAACCUGGGAAUUGUGCAUUGCAAUCUGGGUGAUUGGAGUCAGGGAAAAGAGUUUUAUGAUCGCGCACUGGCCAUUCUUAAAAAACUCGGACCUGACCAUGUCGAUGUCGCAUGGACGUACGCCAACCUGGGAACUGUGCAUUACAAGCUGGGUGAACUGAGUCAGGCAAAAGAGUUUCAUGAUCGCGCACUGGCCAUUCGUCUAAAAAAACUCGGACCUGACAAUGUCCACGUCGCAAGCACGUGCGAAAACCUGGGAAGUGUGCACAUCAAGCAGGGUGAACUGAGUCAGGGAAAAGAGUUUUAUGAUCGCGCACUGGCCAUUAUUCUUAAAAAACUCGGACCUGACCAUGUCGAUGUCGCAUGGACGUACGCCAACCUGGGAACUGUGCAUUACAACCUGGGUGAACUGAGUCAGGCAAAAGAGUUUCAUGAUCGCGCACUGGCCAUUCGCCUAAAAAAACUCGGACCUGACCAUGUCGAUGUCGCACGGACGUACGCCAGCCUGGGAAAUGUGCAUUACAAGCUGGGUGAUUUGAGUCAGGGAAAAGAGUUUUAUGAUCGCGCACUGGCCAUUCGCCUAAAAAAACUCGGACCUGACCAUGUCGAUGUCGCACGGACGUACGCCAACCUGGGAAAUGUGCAUUGCAAUCUGGGCGUGACCGUGUAUGGUUCUCUACCAACUGAGCCAACAAGCCAAUUGGAAGCUGAUGAUUAUGUUGGUUCGUAA
This is a messenger RNA of Stylophora pistillata, 1500 nucleotides long. RefSeq lists its product as uncharacterized. Gene Ontology annotation, molecular function: protein binding. Lineage: Eukaryota; Metazoa; Cnidaria; Anthozoa; Scleractinia; Pocilloporidae. The record is from RefSeq and is a predicted model, not a curated record.